AUGCAUCUCAAUACCCUUCUCCUGGCGCUGGCAUCCACAGCACUCGCCAAACCAACCCCCCCAGCUUCUGCCCGUCUAUGGGCAACACACUAUAACGGAAAUGUCUACACUCUAGAACUAAACGGCACCGAUCUCGCCAUCAAACAAACCCUCAAGACAUGUGGCGCCAUGCCGAGCUGGCUAACACUUGACGCGAAGACACGCACGGUCUAUUGUUCCAAUGAAGAUGGGACGAAUGAUCCAUCCACGCACGGCACGUUGACGGCGCUACGUGCUGCGCCGGAUGGUCGACUCCAAGAGGUCGCAGUUACCGAUACUGUCGGCGGUGGUGUGAAUAGUGUCAUUUACGAAGCGGACGAGGGCAAGAAGUAUCUCGCGAUUGCGCAUUAUGAGGGCUCGGCCGUCUCGACCUUCGCACUGCCUAUCGAGAAUAACCAACCAGCUCUACAAGAAUUCCACUUCAACAUGACCCACCCAGGCAAAGUCGCGCAGCAAGACUCACCACACCCCCACGAGGUCUUCUUGGACCCGACUGGCUCGUUUAUCGUGAGCCCCGAUCUAGGUGCGGACCUCCUGCGCGUGUACUCCAUCAACGGGGACUCGGGCAAGUUGGAUGAGUGCCCCAGCACGAAUGUCACGUUCGGCAGUGGACCGCGCCACGGCGUCUUCUGGACAGAUGGUACUGACCGGACGUCUGAGGGCGCCACGCACCAGCGUAAGCUUGCGGCUGUCGGCAAGACGAUGCUUUACGUUGUUAACGAGAUCGGAGGUACGAUGAUGGUGUAUGAUGUUUCGUAUUCUCGGUCUGGGUGUUUGUCGCUUGAGAAGAAACAGACGAUUGUUCCGUAUCCUAAGGGUGUGAUGCCUGACGGUGCGACACCGGCUGGUAUCAAGCGCAUUGGCAAUGCGCUGUAUGUUUCGGUUCGUACAGACCAGGGAUACAAGCCAAAUGAUUCAAUGGUUGUGCUUGAUCGGUCGCCUAAGGAUGGGUCAGUGAAGGUGCGAAACUCCUCCUCUGCGUUUGGCAAGGUGCCACGGACUUUUGUGAUCAAUCGAGCCGGAAAUUUGGUUGCGAUUGGGGACCAGGCUUCGGCGACAGUUGCGAUUGUGCUUCGGGAUCGACAGACUGGGAACCUAGGGGAUGAAGUUGCUGUUCUACAGGUUGGUGAGCCUGGAAAGGUUGGGUCCGCGGAGGGAUUGAGCAGUAUCAUCUGGGAUGAGUAA
Messenger RNA from Penicillium soppii, 1224 nucleotides. RefSeq names its product lactonase family protein. The record is from RefSeq and is a predicted model, not a curated record. Bases 1 to 1224 code for a protein of 407 amino acids. Gene Ontology annotation, molecular function: 6-phosphogluconolactonase activity; protein binding. Lineage: Eukaryota; Fungi; Ascomycota; Eurotiomycetes; Eurotiales; Aspergillaceae. The transcript is spliced from 2 exons.